GGACCGUACAUUUCCGGCACUGGGACCAAGCAACCUUUCUCCAAGGCAUAACCAGAAACAAAUUCUGAACAAUUGUUUUGACCAUUUCUGUGCUGCAGACGCUACCGUGAGAAAUAUAGACGGUGACCUGAGCUUGUUUCUUGGCCAGAGAAGAGAGGAGAGGAUUGCAGAGUUAUGUCGGGUGGUAUCGCGCGUGGUCGACUAGCUGAGGAACGGAAAGCAUGGCGGAAGAACCAUCCUCAUGGCUUUGUUGCGAAGCCGGAGAUGCAGCCUGAUGGGACUGUGAAUUUGAUGGUUUGGCAUUGUACUAUUCCUGGCAAAGCCGGGACAGAUUGGGAGGGUGGUUACUUCCCUCUCACACUCCACUUCAGUGAAGAUUACCCCAGCAAGCCUCCCAAGUGUAAACUUCCUCAAGGUUUUUUCCACCCAAAUGUCUACCCAUCUGGUACUGUUUGCCUGUCAAUCCUUAAUGAGGAUAGUGGGUGGAGACCAGCUAUAACCGUCAAGCAGAUUCUUGUUGGUAUUCAAGAUUUGCUAGACUCACCAAAUCCUGCUGAUCCUGCACAAACUGAAGGCUAUCACCUUUUCAUCCAGGAUGUGGCAGAGUAUAAGAGAAGGGUUCGCCAACAGGCCAAGCAGUUCCCACCUCUUGUCUAGAGUUAGAUCAGCUAUCCUUGACCCAGCUGGUAAAGGCCAGUUUCCUACAUCUUGUAAAAUGCUAAACUUGCUUUUGCCAAAUGUUGGUAUUUCGAAGUUAUCAGCUGACUCAUCUGUAAAAAUUGUAUGGUUGAACUGCUUUAACUCGUUUAAGAUCCGACUAAUGGUUGUUAAUACAUUGCGGUGAACCAGUCAGCCUGUGUAAUACAGCAGUUGUUAAUAUCCGUUGUGAACCUGGCGUUUCCUUUAUUAAUACUCAGUUUCUCAGCUUUUUGUUUUUAACCUUUCUGAAGUUAUGUUGUGUGAUUGCGGAAUUGCUUGGUCCAACCCCAUGGAUAGAUAAGUAAAGCUUGUCUUGAUAU
Molecule: messenger RNA, 1019 nt
Organism: Rubroshorea leprosula
Lineage: Eukaryota; Viridiplantae; Streptophyta; Magnoliopsida; Malvales; Dipterocarpaceae
Source: the annotation of a GenBank genome assembly